This is a messenger RNA of Chanos chanos (milkfish), 1348 nucleotides long. RefSeq names its product vasoactive intestinal peptide receptor 2 (gene vipr2). Gene Ontology annotation, molecular function: peptide hormone binding; G protein-coupled peptide receptor activity; vasoactive intestinal polypeptide receptor activity. The coding region runs from base 5 to 1348 and encodes 447 amino acids. NCBI's taxonomy places the organism in Eukaryota, Metazoa, Chordata, Actinopteri, Gonorynchiformes, Chanidae. Gene Ontology annotation, biological process: adenylate cyclase-modulating G protein-coupled receptor signaling pathway; cell surface receptor signaling pathway. The record is from RefSeq and is a predicted model, not a curated record. The transcript is spliced from 13 exons. Gene Ontology annotation, cellular component: plasma membrane.
GAAAAUGAGGAUUUAUCGUGUACAUUAUCUGAUUUUCCUUUCAUUUUUCCAAUCAAACUCGGUUAGUGGAAGACAUCCAAUGUGUCACUUCCAGUCUGAGGUACGGUUGGCAGAAACGGAAUGCCGAAGGAAACUGGAGGAGGAACAGCCAGUGCACUUAAAUGGCUGCAACGGCACAUGGGACAACAUAUCGUGUUGGCGGCACGCUGAGGUUGGGGAGGUGGUGGUCAAUAGCUGUCCAGUGGCGCUAAAAAACCUCUUUGGCAGAGAUGGGAACAUAAGCAAAAACUGUACAUCUAAUGGUUGGUCAGACGUGUAUCCAAGCAUCAACAGUGUGUGUGGGUCUGAUACAACUGGCACAGCUGAUACAGGACAAAAUAAGCUGGUGUUUUACACUGUGAUGAAGACCCUGUACACGCUGGGCCACAGUCUCUCUCUGAUUGCCCUCAUCACGGGCAGUGCCAUCUUGUGUCUGUUCAGAAAGCUCCAUUGCACAAGGAAUUACAUCCAUCUGAAUCUGUUCUUCUCAUUCAUCCUGAGGGCCAUUGCAGUGUUGGUCAAAGACGCCAUCUUGUUCUCCCAAAACGAAAACACACAGUGCAAUGAACAGCCCUCGCUUAUUGGAUGCAAAGCCAGCCUGGUCUUCUUUAACUACUUCAUCAUGGCCAACUUCUUUUGGCUGCUGGUGGAAGGCCUGUAUCUGCACACACUGCUAAUGGUCAUAUUCUCUGAGAACAGGCACUUCAUCGUCUACCUCCUCAUUGGAUGGGGAUUUCCAACCAUAUUUGUGAUUGCGUGGAUCAUGUGUAGGAUAUAUCUGGAGGACACAGGAUGCUGGGAGAGAAAUGAUGCUCCGAUUCCAAAAAGUGUGAUCAACUGGCCCAUUAUGACUUCUGUUAUAAUAAACUUCAUCCUAUUCAUCAGUAUCAUAAGAAUCUUGAUUCAGAAACUGAGGUGUCCUGAUGUUGGGGGAAAUGAUCAGUCCCAAUACAGGAGACUGGCAAAGUCAACAAUGUUGUUAAUCCCACUCUUUGGUGUGCAUUAUGUUGUAUUUGUGUAUAUAACGGGGAACGAAAACGAAGCGAUGGAACAUUACAAAAUACUCCUUGAUCUCGGCUUGGGAUCCUUCCAGGGCUUCGUUGUGGCUGUUCUCUAUUGUUUUCUGAAUAGCGAGGUCCAAAGCGAGUUGAAGAGGAAAUGGAGGAGCGUAUGUCUGAAACGUUACAUUGGACGAGACUACCGACUCCAUAGUUCAUCCAUCUCGAGGAACGGCACCGAGAACAUGGCUCAGUUCCAGCGCAUCUCCAGGGCCCAGUCCUUCCUACAGACAGAGACCACUCUGGUGUGA